AUGUUACAACAAGACCCGCUGCAAUCUAAAAAGAAUCCACAAGCAUCAGUUCCGAGCAGUGUUGUGGCUACUCUUGAAUCUUUGGUAACAACAACCAACAGCAAAGAUUCGAAUGAAAAAACUAAUUUAUCUCCCAAUGCUUCACAAAAGAGAAAAAAGAUUGAAGAUCUUGAUCAAGAUGCUCUCAUCUCCGAAGCUAAAUCACAAGGACUCAUUUCUCUCUCCGAAUAUAAUACCAUCAUUAAGAAAAGAAAAGCAUCAGCACAUUCUUCUGGUGAAAAUGCUUCAAAACAUGAAGUAUUGGAUGAGGGAGACUUGAAUCGAGAGGUUGAGCAAUUACUCUCUCUUGAAUUAUUCGAAAAAGAAUUUUGUGUUUGUUCUCUCUCGAAACGAGUGUUGAAACAUCCUGUUUUAGCAGAAAAUGGAGUUAUAUACGAUAAACAAUUUCUAGACUCGAGAUUCAAUCAAACGAAUGGACUUGUUUGUCCAAUCAAGCAAAAAGGAGAUGUAACUUUUCAACCCUUUAAAUAUCCAAGCAAUUUGAUUGAGGUUGGAUACAUUAAACAACGAUGUGAAAAAUUAAUAGAGGAACGUAUUGAUAAGAUUAUUCAUCUCGUGUUGUCAGAACAAGGAAAAAAGCUACCUCCUGCAGACCGCAUGAAAUUAGUGACCUUUGCAUUAGAUUUAACUCCAAACAUUGAAAGAGCGCUAGAACUGAAAUCUCUUAUCAUUGAUAUUAUUGAGAAGGAUGAAAAAAGUUAUCUGUUAAAGGAUGAAGAUACAGAAGCAUUUAUUGGAAUGCUCAUUGACAUUUGCAGCAUAAUUUCAAAAAAGCCAUCUUUGUCAGAAGAGGAUAGAAACAAGUCGAUCAAGUAUUACAAGAAAAUUAUUGAUCGGUCUAAGAAUGGAACCUUGAUUCAGAAGGUGUACAUGUCAAUAUUCAACACUUGUCAAGAGUCUUUAGAUCAAUUAUACGAUAGAACUUUACCAUAUGGGGAGAAUUUUUUUGAACAAAUCGCAUCCUUUCUGUUAGAACGAAAAAUCCUCUCGUUUGAGACUUUGGCAAAAUUUAAAAACUCCAAACUCAAAGAGAAUUAUCAAACAAUAUUAUGCGACCAAUUGGUGGACAGAAUUCAAAUUUUAAAGUCCAAUCUUAAAUUCAAGACAUCACCACCUCCAACACAACAACAUUCUGCAGAUUUGACAAAGAAAUAA
Naegleria lovaniensis is the source of this 1215-nucleotide messenger RNA. RefSeq lists its product as uncharacterized. Bases 1 to 1215 code for a protein of 404 amino acids. The record is from RefSeq and is a predicted model, not a curated record. The transcript is spliced from 2 exons. Lineage: Eukaryota; Heterolobosea; Eutetramitea; Acrasida; Naegleriidae.